AUGCGGAUUUCGGUUGCACUAGGCGUGGUGGUGGCCUGUGCGUUGGCGGCAGCGGGGAGCGGCGGAAAUGCGACGCAGCCAAACCGCGUCCUCUUCCUGCCCAUCUCCUCCAAGAGCCACAAGAACCUCUACUUGGGGGUGGCCGAAGCGCUGGCCGAUCGCGGGAGUCAGGUAACAUUGGUAUCCCCGUUCCGGCCAUCAAAGACUCGAGAAAACGUCCGUGAAAUCCUGGUGCCUGGGAUCAGCAUUCAUGAUUACAUCCCCAACUUGUUUAAGGGCAAGACUUCAGGACCAAUGGCUUUAUUGUCGGCCGCUCCUGCGCUUUGUUCGGAGGCGCUUGGGAAGGAGGAAGUACAAGAUCUCUUGAAGGAGAAGUUUGACGUUGUCCUGCUUAGCGUAUUCUUUAGCCAGUGUUUCCUGUCGAUUGUCCAUAAGAUGCAGGUCCCCUUCAUCUGGGUGUCCCCCGCCGGGCCCACGGGCGUGACCGAGCACAUGAUAGGAAACCCGUCGUUCCCUUCCUUCUCCGGCUUCGUUCUCCUGGAGGCGAAGCAUCCGCUCUCCUUCACCGAGCGAGCCCUCAGCGCCUUCGGAGAGGCCUUCUCCUCCGCCAUUAUGAAUCAUUUUAUUGUCUCUUGGAUGGAUGACGUCUGCCGCAGUCGAGGCUUGUGCCCCGACGACAUGCCGAGUCUGAAGGAGAUGCAGUUCGGGGCCAGCCUCUUUAUCCAAAACCACGUGAGAACCUUGGACAACCCCCCACGACCUCUCAUUCCGAAUGUCAUCGCUGUUGGCGGGAUCCACUGCCGGCCCGCUCAGCCCCUUCCUCGGGACCUGGAGGAAUGGGUUCAAGGAGCUGGCGAAGAAGGUUUUAUCUUCUUCAGUCUUGGAUCUGCUGUCAUACCAUCGGAUAUGCCUGAGGAGUACCGCCAGAUCUUAGUGAAGGUGUUUGGGUCCCUGAAGCAGCGCGUGUUGUGGAAGUGGGACCGGGACGACAUGCCCGACCUUCCCCCCAACGUCCGGCUCGGGAAGUGGCUCCCGCAGCAAGACAUUCUAGGCCAUAAGUCCCUCCGCCUCUUCAUAACACACGGCGGACAACUGAGCACAAUGGAAUCCACGUACCACGGCAUCCCGGUGCUUGGUUUACCUGUGAUGGGGGACCAGCAAACCAACAUGAUUCAGGUGGCAAUGGAGGGCUGGGGCAAAGUCCUCUUUUGGGACCAGCUGUCUGAGGUCGUCUUGGCGGAAGGGAUUCGCUCGGUCAUGGACGAUCGAAGCAUGAGAGAAGAAGCAAAGCGGCGCUCUCGGGUGAUGAAGGAUCAGCCUCAGCCCGCGGGGGAUGUCGCAUCGUACUGGGUGAACUACGUCAUCAGGCACAAGGGAGCACCUCACCUGCGGUCACCCGUGGUCACCAUGGCGUGGUACCAGGUUUAUAACGUCGAUGUGUGGAUGACAACGGCGGCAGUAGCGCUCUUGAUCACGUACCUCCUCCUAAAGCUCCUCGCUGCAGGGUGCGCGAGACUCUGCUCCUCCAAAGGCAAGCGAAAGCGUGAUUAAAAGUGAACGAGAGGAGGAUGAGUGUGAGUGUCUCUUAUGUGUCUGUGUCUGUGAACAGUGGUUUACUAGAUGACCGUUAUUUGUUGGAACAUCAUCGGAUGGACAUGUAAAAAAACAAUAAAUCAGAGUUGUUGUA
This is a messenger RNA of Penaeus monodon (black tiger shrimp), 1687 nucleotides long. Its product is annotated as UDP-glucosyltransferase 2-like. Gene Ontology annotation, molecular function: UDP-glycosyltransferase activity. NCBI's taxonomy places the organism in Eukaryota, Metazoa, Arthropoda, Malacostraca, Decapoda, Penaeidae. The record is from RefSeq and is a predicted model, not a curated record.